UACACAGAGGGCAAGGGAGGGAGAGAGAGUGAGCGAGUGAGCGGGAGGGAGGGAGAGAGACAGAGAGGGAAUACAGAGACUGAAGAGAAGAGGUUCUUUGGCUGCUUACCACAACAGCCAGCCUGCCUAGCGUCUUGCCUCGUUUUCCGCUGGUUGCUUUAAUUUAUGAUUGCUGGAGCCAAAAGAGAAAGAAGGGCUGACAAAAAGCCCUCAAUCCUUCACUCAGCCUUGUCCACGGGAACGGAGGGGAGCUUAGGCCUCAAGCCAUUACUGCUGAAGAGGCCGGCACUGAGGACAUAAGGAAGGCAGAGCGAGGGAGACCGGGAAAGCCAGGCUUCCGUUGUCUCACUCUGGAGGCAAAGGUCUCUCGUGUCACCCUCACCUCUCUUUUCAUUUCCAUUUGUCAGCACUGAAGCCACAAAGCCUGAAGGAGAAGGAAACAACAGGAUCCAAGGCCUUGCUUCAUACAACAAACGGGAGGGAGAGAGAGGGAGAGAGUACUUCCUCCAACUUUUAUCCUGUUUUACAGAAGAGAAGACACGUGACCAGGCAACGAUAGAGGGCACUCCUCUUUUCAUCAGCGUUUGGUUUUCAUUUAAAUUUUCUUUUUCAUUAGCACAGAAAGAAGAAAUUAUUUCAACUAGGAUCUGGAGGUCAUCUUUGUUGGCUUUGAUUCUGGUGGCCUGGAAGAUAACACAACAGAGCACAAGCAGCUCCACAGCCCAAAGGAACUCUGGGAAUCCAGCACAUGUGGACUUUUUUUUUUACCUUGAAUGCCUACAUUCUUAGUUUGUUGUUGGUGGAGGUGGUGAUGACAACAGUGCUCAUCCUGCAUAAACAAGCGUGAUCUUUUGAGGACUGACAUUCCGAUUAAUUUUCGACCUUUCAAGAGUCUGUGUUUUGGGUGCUUAAAUAUCACAAAUAUCUAUCCUUGUUUUGGCCUUACCUCCUUGUGUUUUGAUUUUUUUGUUUGAAUUUAUUUUGGAGCAGCCACACAAGAGUGGAGUGAUAGAGACAUUGGUCCAGUCAGACACCACUUUCUCGACACAUUAAGAACUGGUUUGACUGGUUUUUGUAGGCAGAUAGUUCUGUUUUCUCUUGCUUGGUCUCAAGACAGCUGAAGUGUUUUUUCUAUCCUGGGUGAGGAGAGAAAACACUGAGCCAUUUCUCCAUAUUGAGAGGGGCUCUGUUCUCCCCCUCUGCAAGCUUGUAGCCAAUGAGACUUGUGUUUUUUUCUUCUUUUUGCCAUUUUCUACGAGAGCGUGAACGUCUGUGUUUAAUUUAUUGUUUCCUGUGAAAAGGGCAGGUUGAGCUCUGUUUCUUGCCUGAACUGUGAACUGGUCUGUGAAUUGGCGAGAGGAGUCAGAGGACUGAAGCAAAAGAAAAACACAAGAGUGAAUGAACAGAGGGAGAGAGAAAGGGGGUAGAAGAAAGGGGUGUGAGAACUGUGGACAAACAAAGCAAGAAGAGUUUGUCGGCUCAGCAGGACAGGAAUUUCCAGGUCACCGCUGGGUGGAAAGGAACUGCAACCUCUCCAAGGCAAAAUAAUCCUGUGAAUAUUUCAAUUUGUACUUUAUUUCUGGCUGACUUCAUUCUUUUUAAAAAAAAAUUAUUUAUCUGAAUCUGAAAAGGCAGAUUUCACCCAGAAACUUUAGCCAGAGAUUUUAUUUUUGAUUCAGUUAGACUUUACACUGGUGCUUUUAAAGUGGAAUAUUUGACUAAGUUUAGGAGUUAGUAUCCGAGGGUAGCUCCCUUUGAAGUGGGCAGGACUUGUGGGCUCAAUCUUCGGGACAGGCCUGGUGGCAGUGCGAUGGCCAUGGUGAGCGGGGGAUGGGGCGAUCCCGACGGGGACACCAACGGCCUGGGGGAGAAGAGCUACCUCCGGGGCGACGAGGAGGACGGGUCCCCCCAGGCGGGAAGCAGCGACAUCGAGGUGGGCGAGGACGACAAGGCCUGCGUCGUCGACUGCAGCGUAUGCGGCGACAAGUCCAGCGGCAAGCACUACGGCGUCUUCACCUGCGAGGGCUGCAAGAGCUUCUUCAAGAGGAGCAUCCGGCGCAACCUCAGCUAUACCUGCAGGUCGAAUCGAGACUGCCAGAUUGACCAGCACCACCGCAAUCAGUGCCAGUACUGCCGCCUGAAGAAGUGUUUCCGCGUAGGAAUGCGUAAAGAAGCAGUCCAGCGCGGACGCAUCCCGCCAACGCACUCAGGCAUCAGCCCCACGUCCAUGCCAGGGGGCGGGACCGGAGGAGGAGGCGGAGGGGGCGCGGCCGCGGGCGAGUUCUUCAACGGGCAGCCGGUGUCGGAGCUGAUCUGUCAGCUCCUGCGGGCCGAGCCGUACCCCAGCAGCCGCUACGGGCCGCAGUACGGGCACCAGCAGCAGCAGCAGCAGCAGCAGCAGCAGCAGCUGCAGGGCGGGGGCGGCUCCAUCAUGGGCAUCGACAACAUCUGCGAGCUGGCGGCCCGGCUCCUGUUCAGCACCAUCGAGUGGGCGCGGAACAUCCCCUACUUCCCGGACCUGCCCGUGUCGGAGCAGGUGGCCCUCCUGCGGCUCAGCUGGAGCGAGCUCUUCAUCCUCAACGCAGCGCAGUCCGCCCUACCGCUCCACAUGGCGCCUCUGCUGGCGGCGGCCGGCUUUCACGCCUCCCCCAUGUCGGCUGAGCGCGUGGUCUCCUUCAUGGACCAGGUGCGCGUCUUCCAGGACCAGGUGGACAAGCUGACGCGCCUGCAGGUGGACUCCGCCGAAUACAGCUGCCUCAAGGCCAUCGCUCUCUUCUCUCCUGACGCAUGCGGCCUGACGGAUCCCGUGCACGUGGAGAGCCUGCAGGAGAAGGCCCAGGUGGCGCUGACGGAGUACGAGAGGCUGCAGUACCCGGGCCAGCCGCAGCGUUUCGGGCGCCUGCUGCUCCGCCUGCCCGCCCUCAGGGCGGUGCCCGCCUCACUCAUCUCCCAGCUGUUCUUCAUGCGCCUGGUGGGUAAGACGCCCAUAGAGACGCUCAUCCGCGACAUGCAGCUCUCCGGCAGCUCCAUCAGCUGGCCCUACGUCCCAGGGCAGUAACGCGACCCCCGACCCCCUCCCCCUCCCCCUCCCCCUCCCCUCGCUGCGCUCAGACUCGCUCAUCCUCUCCCGUUCUGGCAACCGAGGUCCGAAACCGACAGGCUCUGGGCGUCCCCUGGCCUUUUGGUUCAAAGUCAUGUGUCCUGUAACAGAGCGGCUUCUCUUCGCACAAAAGAGCGCUGUUGUGAUGUCAUAACUCUGGAAUGCUGAUGUGUCAGGAGUUACAGGACUCGGCUUCUUUGUGAAACAAAAUGUUUCUGAAAAAAAGUAUUUUUCCAGAGUGGGCUAGUGAGACCACACUGCAGACUGAUUUCAUGACAUAUAAAUAUAUAUAUAUACAAUAUUUGUAGUCUGACAAAAAGGUUUGAAAGCUUUAUGACCUUUAAUUUCAAGCAACUGGUUUGAAUGAUAACGUAUGUCCAAGUACAGUCCAAUUGUAUUUUGGUCUUUAAAAAAAAAAAAAAAAAAACUCCAUAAUGAACAUUGGAGAUCUGGCCAUUUGUGUGACAAAUAUGCGUGACAAAUAACUACUAAUCCAAAUUAACUAACGUUUAAUGAAAAUCCUUCUUUGCUUGAAAAGAGCGGACAGUUCAGAAUUGAAUUGAAAAGGGAAAAAUGCCCAUAUCAGCAGCUUUUAACUGGCAGAAUGAUAGAAACCGUGGCAGACCUUGGAGCUGACAUUCAUUUUUAAUGAAGUUCACACUGAUAUUAUGUAUAUAUCAGGCCCAGUUAGAACCGGCUUGUACAUUUAUGAUUGUACUAUGUUGCCACAUUGAAGCCUAACCUUCAGAAUCAUAAUUAAGCACCACAGUAUAACAUUCUUUUGCUGCAAAACAAAUAUGACCACUUGUGUGGAUUUCAGCAGUUUGCAGCUUCUGUACAGCUAUCAACAUCUAUGACUGAAGCACAUUCCUUCCAUUAAAAAUAAUGGCCCAUUGAAGGUUCGUAAUACUUUCCAGAUGUCACUUUUAUAAAGAACUUGACCCCUUUAUGACACUUAUAAUACAUUAAUGAAGCCCAACCUUGAUAUCUGAAACAUUAGAAAGCUCAACAGGAAUGCUAUGGAUUGUAUAUGGGCCUUCAACAAAGAUAAUAUGAAUUACAAGAGAAUAACAUAUUAUGUACAGUUUUAUAGUGAGAACCUUUGAUAGGACUUGGCAUAUGUUAAAAUUAGGUAUGAGAAAUACCACAAAUUAUUUUGUUUCUGAAUGUAAUCAAAACAAUGUAGAGUUCUUUAGUAAACAAAUUCUAAAUAACUACUGGGCAGACCAAUCAAAAAACCUCUGAGGUGAUUGAUCUUUUUCACAUAACCUAAGAACAAAUUAUCAGAUCUUUAUUUUCAUGUAAUGAUAAAAAAAAUACCUCCGGCAUCCUUCAAGAAUUUUAUUGUACCUUUUUAAUACCCCCAAGACUGAAUUCAAUACACCAUAAAACACUGAAAAUAAUUUUUAU
Anguilla anguilla (European eel) is the source of this 4510-nucleotide messenger RNA. Its product is annotated as nuclear receptor subfamily 2 group F member 6-like. Gene Ontology annotation, molecular function: RNA polymerase II cis-regulatory region sequence-specific DNA binding; nuclear receptor activity; zinc ion binding. Bases 1811 to 3058 code for a protein of 415 amino acids. Lineage: Eukaryota; Metazoa; Chordata; Actinopteri; Anguilliformes; Anguillidae. The transcript has 4 exons. Gene Ontology annotation, biological process: cell differentiation; negative regulation of transcription by RNA polymerase II; anatomical structure development. The record is from RefSeq and is a predicted model, not a curated record.